Rotaria sp. Silwood1 is the source of this 363-nucleotide messenger RNA. Lineage: Eukaryota; Metazoa; Rotifera; Eurotatoria; Philodinida; Philodinidae. The record is from the annotation of a GenBank genome assembly.
AUGAAUAUGACACAAGUUAACGGUGCUGAUCGACCAACCAAUACUUGGGCACUGCAAUACUUGGACCAUGUUUUAAUGUUUGAUCAUCAAGAUGAUUUAUUGGCUCGCAUGCUAGUGGAUAUUGGCCAUUAUUUUUUUACAGAGGCAAAACGUCUAGCUGAUGAUGCACAGCUUGAUAGUGCUUAUCAGCAUUAUGGGUGGUCCAAAAUAAUGUAUGAACGAUAUCAACAGAAGGAACAAAGAAAGAAAACCAAUGAAAUCGAAGAAAUCAAUCGAUGUAUGGAAGCUAUCGAACUACAACGUAAUCGAACGAAUAACAACAACGACGAUGAUGAUGAUUGUGUGGGCGAAUCACCCUCUUAA